AUGCCCUUCUGCGACCGCACAAAUGACUUUCAGCAAACUCUACACGAUAAAGAGCGCGCCUUGCCCGAUGCGAAGCGACGAAAGAUAACGAAACCCACGGAGACCAAGCCGCUGGGCAAGGAAUAUGUCACAGAGGCUUAUACCAUUCUGAACCACAUAAAUACCCUUACACGCAUGCUCUCCAACGUCCGGAGUCCCUACUUGAACGUGGACUCGCGGAGCUCCCCCCUUGCACGACAAGGCUCCCGUAACAUCGAUCUAAACCAAGCCGACACGCCCUGGACGUCCAUUCGACACCUUACAAACGAGGAGAGGGAGCAGAUAGACCUGCAGGCCCGGGUCAUCCUCACGCGUUGCUCGAGCAGGAUAAAGGAAAUGGAGGCUCUGGAAAAGCGCCGCGCGGAACUUGUGGCCAGCAGCGUUAAUCCUCUGGCGCGCUUUCUCCCCGCGCGAUUGAGGCAGGACGAAACGACGUUGACGUCCGAUGUCAUUGCGGCGCACCACGCAGGGAUGACCUGGUAUUUAACCCGGCGUCUAACGGAGGCCAGUCAGACGCAGAAGGAGAUGCAAGAAGAACGCGUCAAACGUCAAUUGGAGAGGACGAGGACGUUGGGGUCGAGCGCUGCGCGCGACAUGCCGCCUCCAGAGAGAAUUCAUAAAAGUGGAAGUUGGCUUGGAGGUAGUUUGCUUGCGGCGACGAUUGGCGCAUCGUCGUCUUCGUCGUACGAAUCGUCGCAGCCCACUAACGCGACCAACUCGACGUACGUCUCGGACGAAGAUGAGGACGAGGAGAUAGAACUCUCCGCAUCUCAAAUUCUGCAAUUUGAGGCGGAGAAUGCCAACAUCCUUCGGACAGUGCAAGACACGCUAGAGUCUGUGCAGCAAGCCGAGUCGCGGUUGAUGGAUAUCAGCGCCUUGCAAAUGGAACUUGUUUCCCAUCUGACGAGACAAACCGAGUUGACUGACCAGCUGUAUGAAGACGCGAUAGCGACGACAUCCACGGUGGAGAAAGGGAACGUGCAGCUGAAGGAAGCCAAAAGGCGGGCAAAGGAUGGUCGGCUUUUCAUCUUGGUCUUUCUAAUUGGGGCCAGUCUAAGUUUACUCUUCCUACAUUACUACUAA
Messenger RNA from Laccaria bicolor S238N-H82, 1122 nucleotides. Its product is annotated as SNARE protein syntaxin 18/UFE1. Gene Ontology annotation, cellular component: endoplasmic reticulum; SNARE complex. Gene Ontology annotation, biological process: retrograde vesicle-mediated transport, Golgi to endoplasmic reticulum. The record is from RefSeq and is a predicted model, not a curated record. The transcript is spliced from 3 exons. Lineage: Eukaryota; Fungi; Basidiomycota; Agaricomycetes; Agaricales; Hydnangiaceae. The coding region runs from base 1 to 1122 and encodes 373 amino acids.